UAUCCCUAUAAUAAUUGGCAUUAUGUGAAAAACAGAAUGGAGGAUUUUAAAUACACAUUUUUUUGUAUCCAAUUUAAACCUUAUAAAUGUGCACAUCUUUUUAUAUGUAGGGCAUUUAUAGUUAAUCUAGGUGAUAUGCUGGAGCGAUGGAGCAAUUGCAUUUUCAGAUCCACUCUGCAUCGAGUAUUGAGCAAUGGCCAAGAAAGAUAUUCAAUAGCAUUUUUUGUUGAGCCUAGUCAUGAGUGCAUAGUUGAAUGUUUGCCAACAUGUCAAUCAGAGAAGAAUCCUCCAAAGUUCCCUCCAGUCAAAUGCAAAGAUUACCUCUCGCAGAAGUAUAAAGAUACUCAUGCCGACCUCAGUUCCUAUACAUGAUACUAUGCAUACGAAAACAACUGCUCCGGAAACGCUACUGAUGUUGAAGGCAAUUUUAUCCAAAGGAGAUUUUACGAACAUGUGACUUUCAAUUAUCGAUGUUUUGAUUACUUUGUACAUGAAAUUUAGGGUGACUCUGUGUUGAUGUACUUUAGUUCUAUUUGUUCUUGAAGACAUUAUAGUUACACAAAUCUAUAGCACCAAUACUGUGAAUCUGUGAUGCAUGUAUGUGUUUAAAUAUAUAGGGAGAAAUAUAUGUCCAUCGACUAGACCUGCUAGGAUGAAGUACAAUCAAUCUUUUGGCAUACAAGUUGGUUUGUCUAUUGCAUC
Messenger RNA from Salvia splendens (bonfire salvia), 702 nucleotides. Its product is annotated as 2-oxoglutarate-Fe(II) type oxidoreductase hxnY-like. The transcript has 4 exons. Bases 37 to 372 code for a protein of 111 amino acids. The record is from RefSeq and is a predicted model, not a curated record. Lineage: Eukaryota; Viridiplantae; Streptophyta; Magnoliopsida; Lamiales; Lamiaceae.